AUAUAUCUAAGACCUGAUUGGACUUGCGUCCUAAAAGCCACGCCCCCUUUCAGUUUGGUUGAGGGGAAGGCGAAUCUUUUCUCCCAAAGCGGAUAUACCUUUCGCGGAGUAGCUGAUUGGUACCGUUCUUCAAGGUGCUGCUGGAUCACUUCACCCUUACUGCUUCGGCCAGCCAGCUUCUCCUUUCCCCCUUUACACACUGUUUUUCUCUCCCUCCCCACUUUGCCGGACUCGUCAUUUCCCGGAGUUUAAACGGCCGCAUCGUGCGAUUAAAUCAUGGAUAAGACGGAGCUGAUUCAGAAAGCCAAGCUGGCGGAGCAGGCGGAGCGCUAUGAUGACAUGGCGGCGUGCAUGAAGCAGGUGACGGAGCAGGGAGCCGAACUCACCAACGAGGAGAGGAACCUGCUCUCCGUCGCCUACAAGAACGUCGUCGGGGCCCGGAGGUCGGCCUGGAGGGUUAUCUCCAGUAUUGAACAGAAAACCGAGGGCAACGACAAGAAGCUUCAGAUGGUGAAGGAGUACAGGGAGAAGGUGGAGGGCGAAUUACGCGACAUUUGCAACGAGGUGUUGGGACUGCUGAGCAAAUAUUUGAUCGAGAACUCAACAAAUCCUGAGAGCAAAGUCUUCUAUUUAAAGAUGAAGGGUGACUACUUCAGAUAUCUUGCAGAGGUUGCCUCUGGAGAUGACAGGAAGGACACGAUAACCAACUCUCAAGGCGCCUACCAGGAUGCGUUUGACAUCAGUAAGAAGGAGAUGCAGCCCACACACCCCAUCCGUCUGGGACUGGCUCUCAACUUCUCUGUCUUCUUCUAUGAGAUCCUCAACUCUCCUGAGCAGGCCUGCGCUCUGGCCAAACAAGCAUUUGAUGAAGCCAUUGCAGAGCUGGAUACACUGAACGAAGACUCGUACAAAGACAGCACACUUAUCAUGCAGCUGCUUAGAGACAACCUCACAUUAUGGACCUCUGACAACGCUGCAGAUGAGGGUGAAGGAGGAGACGGAGAGAACUAAACGCACAUCUUCUCU
Messenger RNA from Rhinichthys klamathensis goyatoka, 1026 nucleotides. RefSeq names its product tyrosine 3-monooxygenase/tryptophan 5-monooxygenase activation protein, theta polypeptide a (gene ywhaqa). Gene Ontology annotation, biological process: signal transduction. NCBI's taxonomy places the organism in Eukaryota, Metazoa, Chordata, Actinopteri, Cypriniformes, Leuciscidae. Gene Ontology annotation, cellular component: cytoplasm. The record is from RefSeq and is a predicted model, not a curated record. Bases 277 to 1011 code for a protein of 244 amino acids. The transcript has 6 exons.